Molecule: messenger RNA, 1024 nt
Organism: Clunio marinus
Lineage: Eukaryota; Metazoa; Arthropoda; Insecta; Diptera; Chironomidae
Source: the annotation of a GenBank genome assembly
GUUAGUAGUAUGAGUCAGUUUUAUUUAUCCGCAAAAGUUAAAGAUAUUUUCUCUACCGCAAAACAUAACAGUUAAUAUUAAUUGCAUUUAUCCAGUUUGUUCUAUACUUUGUGUGUCAAAUCUCAGAGUUGCAUUUCAUAAAAGGUUUGAGUAUAGAUAACGACAUAGGAAAGUAAAAUGGAAAAUUUAAUCUGGACGGUAAAAAAUGGUGAACUUGACGAUUUGAAAUCAAUUGUUGACUCACAGAACAUUCAAAUCAAUCAAGAUAUUAAUGGAAGAACGCUUCUUCAUUACGCAGCUGACUAUGGUCAAAGCGAUGUCGUUAGUUACUUGAUCUCAAAAGGUGCAGAUGCACUUGAUAAACAUGGAAUAUCUGCACUACUUGCUGCUAUCUGGGAAGGGCACACAAACUGUGUUAAAAUUUUGAUCAACAGCGGCGCCUCCCGAACUGGAACUGCGCCUGAUGGGACAAGUUAUGUUGAUGCAGCUGAAAAGCCUGAGAUAAAAGCACUUUUAGGUGCAUAAGAAAAGCUCAAUUUUUAAAGGAAUUUCCUCCGAAAAUAUCCUUAACUUUACUUAACAUUUAAAUGGAAUAACAAUGACGAUGACUCAAUAUACUGCAACGUGUCUCAAUUAUUUUGCUUUAAAUUAUAACUUUCAUUCUUUCUUUUUCCUAAAGAGCAAUGGACAGAAGUGAUAUAGAAAUUAAUGUUCUCCAUUUCGAUUGUAAUUUUUCGAUGUUCUUGUCAAUUUUUUGAAAACUGUAAUACUAUCCAAAGUUUAAAUAUUUAAGUAGAUAUUUCGAAAGUAAACAAAAAACUACAACAUUUUUAACAGUUUAACAAGAAUUAUCAGACACGCAUUUACUUCCUUUUCAUAAUAUUUUUGUUUGACAUAUUGAAUGAUUGUGGAAUUUUUCUGAAACAUAUAAAAAUAAUUAAUCGAAUUUUAAAAAUCAAAUUAACAAGCAUCGAAAGAGUAAUAAGAUAUUUUAAUAAAAUGGAAGAAGUUUUUGAAACCACAA